UGACUGCAGCAGGACCGACUCCAUGCACGCGCCCCAUCAUCCCGACUUCCAUCUCUCCAGCGCAGACGUGCAACCUCCCCUCUCGGUCGAGCGCAGCAUUACCCACGAGGGAAAGGAAAGUGAAAUCCACCGUGAAUCUCGCCGUCCCCUCAGGGUCCACCCAUACGCAUUGCCAUCCCCGUGAAGAAAC
Molecule: messenger RNA, 190 nt
Organism: Aaosphaeria arxii CBS 175.79
Lineage: Eukaryota; Fungi; Ascomycota; Dothideomycetes; Pleosporales
Exons: 1
Coding region: 23-184 (53 amino acids)
Source: RefSeq, a predicted model, not a curated record